AUGAAACUAUAUUUUCUUAUUGUAUUUAUGAAUAUAUUUUCAAUAAUUUUAGUUUCUGGUGAAAAAAUCGAAGAACUUUAUCAAUAUUUAAUGUCAAAUUAUAAUAAACAUGUUCGUCCUGUUGAAAAUAAUUCUGAUAUUCUUACAGUUAAAGUCGGUGUUAAACUUGUUCAAAUUGAUGAUGUUAAUGAAAUAAAUCAAAUCAUGCAAACUCAUGUCUAUGUACUACAUGAAUGGCGAGAUUAUAGUUUCGUAUGGUCACCGAACGAUUAUGAUGGAGUAGAAUAUAUACACAUGCCAAAUGAUUUAAUAUGGAAACCAGAUCUUGUUUUAUAUAAUAAUGCAGAUGGAGAUUAUCAAAUAACGUCAAAAGCAAAAGCAUAUAUUCGAUAUGAUGGAACAGUAAAAUGGAAUGCACCAAUGAUUUAUAAAUCAUAUUGUUCAAUCGAUAUUCAAUAUUAUCCAUAUGAUACACAAAAUUGUACACUUAAAUUUGGUACAUGGACAUAUUCAGGUUCUUUAGUUAAUUUACAAUUUAUAACUGAUGAUCAAUCACCAGUUAUUGAUCGUGGAUGGGAUCUUGAAGAUUAUACUCCAUCAGUUGAAUGGGAAAUUUUAAAUCUGACGGCAAUUCGUCAUGAAGAAGUCUAUGCAUGUUGUGAAGAAGUUUAUUUUGAUUUAACAUUUACAUGUACAAUACAACGAAAAUCAUUAUUCUAUACGAUUAAUUUAAUUGUUCCAUGUAUAAAUAUAUCUGUUCUUACUGUAUUAGUUUUUGUUUUACCAUCUGAUAGUCGAAAAAAAAUUACAUUAUCUGUAUCAAUUCUUGUCGCAUUACUUGUAUUUUAUUUAUUACUUAUUGAACUUAUUCCUCCAACAUCAUUAGUUAUAUCAUUACUUGGAAAAUAUCUUCUUUUUACACUUGUUCUUGUUAAUUUAUCUAUUGCUAUUACAAUCAUAACACUGAAUAUACAUUUUCGUCGUCAUCCAACAACACAUAUGCCAUAUUGGCUUAGAAAUACUCUUUUAAUUCAUUUACCAAAACUUCUUUUCAUGGAACGACCAUCUAUGCCAACAAAAUAUGUACAUAUAAGAGAACAAUUGCAUUCAAUUCAUCGACAUCAACGUCUAUUAUAUAAAUUUAAAGAUAAACAACGAAAACAACUUGUAAAAAUUACAUCGAAUCAUAUUGCUUAUAUUUUACAACAAAUCGAAAAUGAAAAAAAUGAAAAAGAAAUUAUUGAAGAAUGGCGUUUUAUUGCUUUAAUACUCGAUCGUUUGUUUUUAAUUAUAUUUGUCUCGGUUACUCUAAUUGGUACAAUUGAAUCAUUACUUAAUACUCCAUCUUUAUAUAUAUCUACACCACCAAUUAAUCCAAUGUGUUAUUUAUAUUAUCCACCUAUAAAUGACUCUCAAUGGAUAAAAACAUGUGCUACUGAUUCAUUAUCAAAUCAACAAUAUUCAAUUCGUACUUCUAUUUGA
Adineta steineri is the source of this 1482-nucleotide messenger RNA. The record is from the annotation of a GenBank genome assembly. NCBI's taxonomy places the organism in Eukaryota, Metazoa, Rotifera, Eurotatoria, Adinetida, Adinetidae.